Colletotrichum spaethianum is the source of this 2856-nucleotide messenger RNA. RefSeq lists its product as uncharacterized. NCBI's taxonomy places the organism in Eukaryota, Fungi, Ascomycota, Sordariomycetes, Glomerellales, Glomerellaceae. The transcript is spliced from 2 exons. Bases 1 to 2856 code for a protein of 951 amino acids. The record is from RefSeq and is a predicted model, not a curated record.
AUGACGGGGCAAAAGGCGGACGAUGUCUUUGGCCCUGCGCUAAGAGGCUUGAAUAUCCAUGGUCAGCCACAAGAGGUUGCAGUUCACACAGCGGAGCCCGGCACAUUUCCAGCACCGCGGACGUUGGAAGUGAACAAGUCGGAGGACAAACCCAGAGAUGUUCUGGGCCUGGUGGCACCGCUAAAAGAGAAGGCACAGAACGACAACGUUGAGAGUCCGAUUCUCGGCCGGGAACCCGGACCAGAGACAGCUGACGGGAUGGGUGUCAACGAGAAACCGGGACGUUCACUGAGCCGGAGUGCAAAGACAUCCAAGACAAAUACCAUGGUUAGCGACAUGGACGAAGCGGUUGAUCGCGGGUUCGAGGCUGAAGCUCGUCGCGACCUGUCAGGUGGACAUUCAUCAAAAAGCCCGGAACGCAGCUUCGAAAUUGGUGGUUUCCGCAGCCCAGUUCCGACCAUCUUGCCACCGGUACAGGAAGAGGCGCACGAAGGAGCUGAGACCGAGCAUCGACUGCUAUAUAGACCAGCUUCUCGAACAACGCUUGGCUCGCCAGACCCGACCCGGGACAGCGGAUUCGUGACCGGCUCACCUCACCCCUUCAGAAGAAGCGGCUUCGACGAGGACCAACGGGACAGCGGCGUCCAUCUUCGGGAGUGGCAAGACAAGAGAUCGCCAGGCCGGGACGGCCAACGAACUCCCGAAUUGAAGGUUCACAAGAGCGAGAGGCGGAGGUCACGCGAGUUGGAAAGAGCCAAAUCACCAACGGACAAGACAGUACUACAGCGGUCCCCUUUCGCCGAAGGAGAAACUCGCGAUCAUCCUCUUUCCAAGACUCCUGUGCUCCGGGAGCCCACCGGACGGGAGCUCACUCCUGAGCCCCAAAAGUACAGAAGAACCAUCAGCCCAGAGUUGGAGAGGAAAAGGUCCAAGUACCAGGACCUGGCAUCGGCAGCACUGGCCGGUGCAGCCAUCAGCAGUACUUGCUCGUCACCACGCAGUACUCCUCCACCGGGCAAUCGCAGCGUUUCCGACAGGGUUGCACGGCUGCAGUCGCCAGUGCCCACAGAGCCAGUAGCGCGCAGGUCCAUGUCCAACAGCAGCCUGUCACGGCACAGGCGGGCGAUGGGGACGCCAACACCGGAGCCACUAAAGUUGGGGCCUGAGAGCCCAGGCAUCCAGCGGUCAGGCACUGCCACCCCGCCUCUCCGCCGGGUCGACAGGCGUGUAAGCGGAGACCUACGAUCUCUUAGCCAACGAAGUCAGCUUGACCUCAACAAGGACCACAAGGACUCGACCAGCUCCUCCAACACCCCCGUCGCCAACGAAGGUCGUGUCCGCACAAAGGACAUGGCCGACGUCUAUGAUGGAUUCGGUGAAGGCCGCAUCGGUUCUCCCCGAUCGCCGACCCGCCCGCACAGCAUGCGCCGACGCCAGAGCAUGCAAGUCCUCGAGCUCGAGUCUCGCGUCGAGCAAUUGAUGGCUGAGAAUCGGAUGCUCACCGACGCCCGAUCCCACGCCGACUCCCACAGCAGCAACAGAGCCUCUGGCAUUCUGGCAGAGCGCGAUGCCGAAAUCGACGUCCUCAAGCAGUCGCUCGAGUUUCUACAAAAGGAGGUGGCCCGCUUGACCGAGGUCAACGAGGGCCUGAACAGUGCCAAUGCCCAACUUGCUGCCCAACACAAUGAGCGCUACCGUUCAUUGGAGACGCAGCACGCUGACACCUCACGACGAUUGGAAGAAGCGCGCACCGAACAGGGCCACUUCCAGGAGUCGCUGCUGCAAAAAGACGCCGAGAUUGGUCGGCUCCGUUCCGAGCUCGACGCUGCCAAAGACAAGAUCCGCCAGAUGCAGCGCCAGAUUCUGGCUACCAAGGGCGCCGACAGUGACUUCCUCAACGUCAAGGACGUCGACCACUUUGAUCAUAGGUGCCAGCAGCUCUGCUCUCAUGUGCAGCAAUGGGUUCUUCGGUUCUCCAAGUUCUCAGACAUGCGUGCCUGCCGUCUGACAAAUGAAAUCAACGACGAGAAGGUCAUUGACCGUCUCGACAACUCCAUCCUAGAUGGCACCGACGUGGACACGUACCUCGGCGACCGCGUCAAGCGCCGAGACGUGUUCAUGUCCAUGACGAUGAACAUGAUUUGGGAGUUCGUGUUCACCCGAUACCUAUUCGGCAUGGACCGCGAGCAGCGACAAAAGCUCAAGUCGCUGGAGAAGCUGCUUACCGAGGUCGGCCCUCAGCAGGCCGUCCGACAAUGGCGCGCCGUCACCCUGACGCUCCUCUCUAAGCGGCCCAGCUUCAAGCACCAGCGCGACCUCGACACCGAGGCCGUGGUCCAGGCCAUCUUCCAGACGCUGUCCAAGGUCCUCCCUCCCCCGUCCAACCUGGAGGACCAGAUCCAGUCACAGCUGCGCCGCGUGAUGCGGGAGGCCGUCGACCUCUCCAUCGAGAUGCGCACCCAGCGCGCCGAGUACAUGAUGCUCCCGCCGCUGCAGCCCGAGUACGACCCCGACGGCGAGCUCGCCGACACGGUCACCUUCAACGCGGCGCUCAUGAACGAGCGCAGCGCCGACAAGUCUGUCACCAACGAGGCUCUCGAGGCCCAGAACGCCGUCGUCCGGAUCGUUCUCUUCCCGCUCGUCGUCAAGAAGGGCGACGACGCCGGCAACAACGACGACGAGAUUGUCGUCUGCCCCGCCCAGGUGCUGGUGGCUCGGCCCAAGAGCGGCAAGGCCGUCCGUCUGUUCACGCCCGGUAGCGACGCUGGCGGUGCGUCGCUCGGCGGGCAGACGGCGGCCACGCGCAGCGACAUUAGCAUGGGGACGUUCCUGCCCGACCAGGCCUCGACCCGGUGA